GAGUACAGCUCUUUGGUGGAGCUGGGAGCCUUCCCUCAUGGAGAAGAUGUGGACAGGGCAACGCCGCAAGUCCGGUUCCAGCGUGGGCUCGUCUUUUGCUCCAGCCUUUUCCUCACAGCUCUCGCGAUGCUUUUCGUCCACGUCGUGGGCCAUAUCCGUGGGCCAGCAGAUCCAGAGAAGAAGAGUGAUGCCGGCCGAUACACGAAGAGCGACGUGCUGUUCGCGGUAUGUCACAUCACCCUGAUCUACAGCUACAUGGGCUGCGGCAUCUAUGCAGGCUGGACCGAUCGGAUGGUCUACGAGUUCUACUUCCUGGCCAUCUGCGAGGUGCUCUGGACCAGCUGUCUCCAUGCCAUGCUCAAGAAGACAGGCCGGGUGGGAGCCUCGAAUGUGCUGGAAGCAAUGCUGCCCUUCGGAGAGCGGUUUGACCUGCUCCGAGACGCGACGGCGGUUGCCAACUACGUCUGCAUGGCCACAGCUUGGUCCUACGCUGGCCUAGCGGUGGUGCUGUCAACCAACAUUCUGGGCACUAUGCUCAUCUUCUGGCGCCGGGACGAUCUUCGACAACUUCGCAGCGCCGCGUGGCCCACCCGAGCCUCCCCGGUGCAGGAGGCCCCAACAGCUCCGGGUCGUCCGAACGAGGCGGAGGAUCGCAACGAGACCUCGCAGCUGCUCGCGCUCGAGUCUCCAAAGGAGCUUGGGUCCGAUUGCUGCUCGAGGGUGGAAAAAAAGUUCUUCGACCAGCUAGGCAAAGGCACGUCCCAUGCCAAGCAGAUGGCGAGUCUUUGCCAGCAGCUGCCACAG
Messenger RNA from Symbiodinium necroappetens, 804 nucleotides. The record is from the annotation of a GenBank genome assembly. Lineage: Eukaryota; Dinophyceae; Suessiales; Symbiodiniaceae.